AGUGCUUUUGGCUCCGUGCUGCAGAGGUGGGCUGAAGGAGGCGCCUGUCUCCUCAUCACCUCCUCCUCUCCUCCCUUCAGGGGAAGCAGCAGCUGGGACCUGGAAGCGGAGGACUAUGUUUGUUUUCCUGCUCAGCCUGCUGGCUCUGCCGCUUGCGGCUCCUCACGCCGGCGGCAGCGUGGCUCUGGCCCCGCUCGGACAGCCAUCCCUCCGCUCCGUGUGCAAACCCAUCCCGAGCACCCUGUCGUUGUGUCACGGCAUCGGCUACCGACGCAUGUGGAUCCCCAACCUGCUCGGUCACGACAGCCUGCGAGAGGCACAGCAGCAGUCCGCGGCCUGGCUGCCCCUCGUCUCCAAGCUGUGCCACGGGGACACCAAGAAGUUCCUCUGCUCCCUGUUCGCGCCCGUCUGCCUGCCGGAGCUCAGCAGCCCCGUCAGCCCCUGCAGGAGCCUGUGCGAGGCCGUGCGGGACGGAUGCGUGCCCGUCAUGAGCGCCUUUGGCUUCCCCUGGCCAGAGAUGUUCAACUGCUCCCGGUUCCCCCGGGGAACCGAGCUCUGCAUCCCGGCAACCGAGGCGCGCGAGGGGCGGACUGAAGAGGAGGUCCGGCACGAGGAGGAGCUCAAGGGGAGCAUCAUUUGCGAUGUGUGCAGUCUGGCUGCAGAGGGAGAAGGUGACAUCCAAGAAAACUUCUGCCACAGUCCGUACGCCUUGAAGAUCCGUCUGGACAGCGUGUCUACAGUGGGACGGGACCGCCAGCUGGUGCCCCAUGCCCGCAGCCGCAUCCUCCGGUGGGCAGGCGGAGGCGCAGAGAGGGUUCAGGAAUUUGGAAGUGCAAUGAUCUAUGGCGCUCUGUGGCUGCAAGAGGGCGGCAGCUGUAUCUGCCCCGGACUGGACGCUGGAAGGGUCAAAGAAGAUGCAGAGUCGGCUGAGGGGCAGAUGGAUAGGAAGGAAAUCAAAGAUGGAGGGAAAGUGGAGAAAGCAACCCCUGGUGGGUGGUUCUUAACCUUGGCUCAGGCUGAGGAGGGAAGACUGGUGCUGACUCGACUGGUGAGGUGGACCAGAGGGGACAGAGAACUCAGGAAGUUCAUCAGAGCGCUCAUCAAAAAACCUUGUCCAGAAGUUUAAAGUCAUUAGCAUUUGUGCUGCUGAAGUUUUAUUAACUCACAGCACAAAGUGUCCAUUUAGGACGUUUAGCAGGUCCCAAAUAUUGCAGACAAGUCACAUACACUAUGGACCAAACAGUAUGACUAGGAAAAAAAAAAGAUAACAUGUUAACAUGAUUUGGAGCACAUCUGUAAAUGUAAAGAAAGGAAAAGCGAGUAUUUUACAUCCUUUAAACUGGGGCAGGACGAUGUAUUUUGAAGACACAGGCAAAACUGAAAGUAUUUCUUUGUGUACUUAUUGUAAACGUGUUUUCAUAAAUAUUUGCAUAAAAACCUACAGCCUGUC
This is a messenger RNA of Oryzias melastigma (Indian medaka), 1450 nucleotides long. RefSeq names its product secreted frizzled-related protein 2 like (gene sfrp2l). Gene Ontology annotation, molecular function: Wnt-protein binding. Gene Ontology annotation, biological process: canonical Wnt signaling pathway; negative regulation of canonical Wnt signaling pathway; non-canonical Wnt signaling pathway. The coding region runs from base 116 to 1126 and encodes 336 amino acids. The transcript is spliced from 3 exons. The record is from RefSeq and is a predicted model, not a curated record. NCBI's taxonomy places the organism in Eukaryota, Metazoa, Chordata, Actinopteri, Beloniformes, Adrianichthyidae.